GGUGAAAGUAGGGUACGUGUGCUGCUGUUCGGUACUUUUUCACUCUCAUAGCCCGGUGCUGACCUUUGCUUCUCGGUCCACUUGGCUUUGUAGGCAGCUCCGUAGUCCUCACAGUCAAUUGGCUGCUGUCCCCUCCUCUGUCUUCACGCGCUUCCUAUUACGCAGCGCAUCGUGGCCAAAAAACACUGCGCGCACAAUCGCACGCGCACAUUAUGUGGCGUGAGUGCGCGCGUCCUACCGCUGGAGCCCAAAGUCCUACCGGUCUGCAGUCUUUUAUUGGAAUGUGUACACAUUAACAAGGUUAUCCGCGUCCUGAACACCACAAGUUACUGCCAGCUGCGCCGUGCUGCUGCAGCCGGGAAGAGGACGCACAGAGCGGGCAGGCGGCGACACGGGACUCGGAGGAGGGAUAUCGGUGUUGCAUCGGCUGAGCCAUGACCGAGAAACGCAUUUCGCGGUGGUAUUUCGGUGGGCUGGCGUCCUGCGGGGCCGCCUGCUGCACGCAUCCUCUGGAUCUGAUUAAGGUGCACCUGCAGACGCAGCAGGAAGUGAAGAAGAGGAUGAUGGGAAUGGCCAUUCAUGUGGUGAAGAAUGACGGGGUGCUGGCUCUUUACAACGGCCUGUCUGCUUCUCUGUGUAGACAGAUGUCCUACUCCCUCACCAGAUUUGCCAUCUAUGAGACAGUGAGAGACAUGAUGGGCAGCACAAACAAAGGCCCCAUGCCUUUCUACCAGAAGGUCCUGCUGGGCGCCUUCGGAGGUUUCACUGGUGGUUUUGUGGGGACUCCAGCAGACAUGGUGAAUGUCAGGAUGCAGAAUGACAUGAAACUACCACCAGAACUGAGGAGAAAUUAUAAAAAUGCCAUUGAUGGGCUUUUCAGAGUCUUUAGAGAAGAGGGACUGAAGAGGCUGUUUUCUGGAGCCACCAUGGCGUCCAGCAGAGGAGCCAUGGUCACAGUGGGACAGUUGGCGUGUUAUGACCAGGCCAAGCAGCUCGUGCUGGGGACAGGCAUAAUGGGAGAUAAUAUAUUAACUCACUUCCUCUCCAGUUUCAUUGCUGGAGGCUGUGCUACAUUCUUGUGUCAACCUCUGGAUGUGAUGAAGACGAGGCUGAUGAACUCAAAGGGAGAGUACACAGGAGUAACACAUUGCCUUCGGGAAACUGCCAAACUGGGGCCUUUGGCAUUUUACAAGGGUCUCGUUCCUGCAGGGAUUCGUUUGAUUCCUCACACAAUACUCACCUUCAUCUUCCUCGAACAGCUAAAGAAAUACUUUGGCAUUCGGAUCAUCUCCUGAGCACGCUACGUGUUCUGCCAGUCUUCACCCAGCCAACAUCAUCACUGCCGUUCACAGCUCCCCGCCGUCGCCCUACUCCUCAUUUUUACAAAAGGAAAACAUGCACAGCUCUGAAGGCUCAUGCAUGUUUCCCUCCUCCUUUUGCUCUACCUCCUUUCUCACAACUAGAAAUGAAAUCGGUUAAUUGUGGAGGGAUGUGUAAACGAACAACAUAUAAUUCUCCUUCGUCAACAGUAGAUCAUCAGUUUAAAAGAGCAGUGCUAUAAACACACUAGGAUAGGAUUAUUAGAAUCACCUGCCAUCUCUAAGAUUAACUUGUCAUAUAUGUUAUACAUAGAUGGUCACUUUCAUGAACACUUAUAUGUGAGACAGGUGAUGUGAUUAUGAUCAGGGGGUUGAUGUUAAGUUUAGAAGACCCCGCAUUAUUCCAUUGUCAUAAUAGUGACACUAGAUGUUUACCUAAUUCCACAUCACGUUUAGUGAUUUGUAUGUUUUAAUCUCUUCAGUAGUCGAGUCCAAUCCUUUUUGUUCAACACUUUCAGAGCCCAUGAGUUUGUGCCAGCAAGAAGUUUUGAUGAUUUAGCCUAAGCCAAAAUAUACUUGAAAACGUGCGAAAAGACACAGUGUAGCCUUGUCAUCAGUGCCAUUCUGACCCGUCUCUAAUAUGUCCUGAAAGUCAUUACUUAAACAUGACUGAGUUUAGUUUUAUGUGAUGUUUUAUGUUGGGACGCACAAGGCUGAGAGAGAUUAUAAAAUAACAAUUUGUCCCAUGGCCAACACCAAUGUGUGUGUGUGUGUUUUUUUUUUUUUUUAAUUUAUUACCCCUGUUAUGCCAGGGAAACACGGUAAUCUACAAUAUGUGAAAACAAUUGCACCCUAUUGAAGUCUUUGGUCUUUUAUCAUUUUUAUUAGGUCGUCCAAAUUUACGACGCAAUCUUGAAUAUUAACACAACAGAUAAAAAUCACAUUCCACUUCCAUCGGUGAAUACUACUGUAUUUGUGAUUGCCCACGUCGGUCAGCAAGGCCAGUACUGGCCGACUGGUGCAUCCUUACUUUUAUGUUUUCAUAAUAAUUCCAUAUCAACCAUUCCCAUCAUUAGUGACUGAAUGUAACCAAACCUGUAUUUUACUGUAAUAUUUAAUUUUGUUUACUUUGUUUCAGAUAUUUUAGAACCAGACGUCAAUAUGUAGCAGGUUAAAAGUUGUCUGAUUCCCCUUUACCUUAUUUUUAAGAUCUGUAAUGAUCACUGCUAAACCAAACAUGUUAAGUUUGGAAACUGGCAUGGGUGGGAGCAGAUUAAGAAUCCACAUGCAGGUUCAUAUGACAGUGGCUCUUUGCAAUCACACUCAUGUUUUUUCUUUCAGAACCACUAAAUGACUUUCAAUCCUUUCUGUUUAAAUAAAAAAUGCCUGCUGCUGAAUUUCCUAAGAAGCCUGUAAACCAACUACUGUACAGAAGAAGUGUACAUGUAGCAUCUCCAUCCCUAGUGAUACUGUGUAGUCUAGGUGAAUGCAUGUGAGACUUUAAGACUCAGGAUGCUACUCUGUUUUUAGAGGCACUUUAUUGAAACCCUGGACUCGUACUGACUAACCUGCUGCAUAGGAACACAUGCUGUAUACUAAAAUGUUUGUAGAGCUAUAAAUGAUAAUUAAGUUUUACAUGUAAAAUGGUACCACAGAGGUCUAUGUCAUAAUGUUUGACUGUUGAUACUUACUGUCCUAUAGUAAUGUUGUCUUUUUUGUUCAGUGAUAUUGUAGUUAAAUUAGGUGUUCUCUGUACUGUGCCUACUCUGUUGACACAGACAAGUCAUGUUGCCUUACAGUUUGCAUCCUGCAGGGGGCAGUGUAGUAAUGUCAACAAUACUGACUGUGCUGAACCUGAGUGAUGCCAUCAAACUGUCCUAAAGAUCCUGUAUCCUUUAGCCAUCAUCAUACUUUAAACAGGAGGAACCACAGUUCUGGAUGAGUUUAUAUUUUGUAGAUCCUUAACUAAUCAUUUUUGAUUAAAAAGUACUAAUGGGAAA
Sphaeramia orbicularis (orbiculate cardinalfish) is the source of this 3319-nucleotide messenger RNA. RefSeq names its product solute carrier family 25 member 10b (gene slc25a10b). Bases 435 to 1295 code for a protein of 286 amino acids. The record is from RefSeq and is a predicted model, not a curated record. Gene Ontology annotation, biological process: transmembrane transport. Lineage: Eukaryota; Metazoa; Chordata; Actinopteri; Kurtiformes; Apogonidae. The transcript is spliced from 11 exons.